CUGAAGGAAGCGCCGUUUCCCCAUUGGCUGGAAGCUUUCUUUCUUUUCUUUUUUUGUUCUGCCACGCCCCCAACGCUGCGUUGCUAGGAGACGGCCCAAACAAAGGUGCCGAGGAGGAGCCAGCAUGGCAACGCACUACAGUUCUGGCCAGUAUGAGGAUGCCUACGUUGCCCAGAAACUGCAAAACUGGAGUCUUCCCAGAGCUUGUAAGGAGCUCCCGUCUACCCGAGAAGGUUACACACAAUUCAUAGCCAAUGACAGAGGACAUCUGCUCCCUUCCAUCCCACGUUCCAAGGCUUCCCCCUGGGGCACCUACGUGGGCACAUGGGACAUGCCCCUGAAGAUUCCUCCAGCCCAAGUGAACCUGACCUGCCGCUCGGUGGCGGCUGCCGCCCAUCUCACCGAGUGGCUCACCAAACCCACCUCCCUGAACGCCGCUUGCAACGGCCUCGUGCCAGAGAUCGUUGGCAAGCCGAACGAACUCCCGCCCGGCGACAGCGAGGCGGCUUCGGCCAGACGCGGCCGCCCCCCAAGCAAAGGCACCCUGCCUCCUGGCUCGGCUCCCGAAAUGCCCGCCCAAGGAGAAGACCCCCGCCACAGAGGUGCCGCCACGCCCAAAGGCCCGCUCUCCCGCCAACCGGGCUGCAUCGACGUCCGGAUGAAGGAAGAUGCGCCUCCCGACGACCAGGCCUCCCCCUCGCCGGACGCUAACGAGCUGAAGCCGAAAACCCCCAGCGAAAUCCCGCUCUCCCGCCAGCCCGGCUCCAUCGACGUCCGCCUGAAGGGCCCCCCGGCCCCGCACCAGCCCAGCUCGGGGGAGCCAGCUCCGAGGAGGGCCAUCUCGGCCGAAGCGCCACUCUCGGGCCACCCCAGGUCCCUGGAGGGCAAACCCAAAGGGGUCAGCACGCCCGAGCUGCUGGCUUCUCACCGCCAGGGAUCUCUGGAAGCCCCGUGCAAGAGCCUUCUGCCCGAGGCCCUGGCCUACAGCCGGCCCGUCACCAAGGGCAGCCACGUCUCGGAGGUCCAGAAGACCCCACGGGAAACGGAAGUGGCUUGGAGCGAGUUGCCCCAAAGGGAAGGCCUGGCAAGAUCUCCAUCUUGUCCCGAGAAGCCAUCCAGUUAAACCUCCUUCCCAAGGCCAAAUCGUCCAAAAUUCUAUUACCCGCGACCGGAAGUGGAAAACAGCCACCCUGCCCAGCCUUCCACACUGUUCCAGGUUCUUUCCCCCCCCCCAACCACCCUUUUCUCCCAAUCCUGCCUCCCCUCGGGGCACCUGCUCUCCCUUCUCUCCCCGAUCCCAGCCCCCAGUUUCAUUUCUCUCGUGAAUCUAGGAUCUCUGCAGCAAAGCACCUUCCAGUCACCCCAAGGCGGAAUCGCUUCGAUGCAAUCCUCAGUCAGCUCUGCCCGAGACCAUGCCUGGGGGCGGAGACGCCCCAUGGGCCGAGGGGGGUCGCUGCCAUACAGUCUGAGCUUUGCAUUUAAAAAAAAGAAAAUCACAGAGGCCGCAGGUGACGGGACGGUGCCGUUACACCGAAGGUGUUUUCGUGGUAAUAGACACUAAAUAAAAAUAACCCCGAAAUCAUUUCGCUGGUUCAA
This is a messenger RNA of Hemicordylus capensis (graceful crag lizard), 1596 nucleotides long. RefSeq names its product cilia and flagella associated protein 126 (gene CFAP126). Gene Ontology annotation, biological process: cilium organization. NCBI's taxonomy places the organism in Eukaryota, Metazoa, Chordata, Lepidosauria, Squamata, Cordylidae. The transcript is spliced from 5 exons. Gene Ontology annotation, cellular component: ciliary basal body. The coding region runs from base 125 to 1123 and encodes 332 amino acids. The record is from RefSeq and is a predicted model, not a curated record.